This is a messenger RNA of Pneumocystis jirovecii RU7, 336 nucleotides long. RefSeq lists its product as uncharacterized. The transcript is spliced from 2 exons. NCBI's taxonomy places the organism in Eukaryota, Fungi, Ascomycota, Pneumocystomycetes, Pneumocystales, Pneumocystaceae. The record is from RefSeq and is a predicted model, not a curated record. Bases 1 to 336 code for a protein of 111 amino acids.
AUGAUAAAUCUAUUAUUGUAUAAAAGAACUACAUAUAGUGAAAAAGUACCAUUUUUUUAUUCAUUUCUCUUUACAAUUUUUCUAACAAUUAUUGCUGCUAUUAUACUUAUACUUAGUUAUAAACGGGCCAUUAAACUCAUUCCAAACGGGAAUGGACCAACUUUUAUUUUUAAUUUUAUUUCUAAUUUCAAUAGCAUGAAAAUACCGCUUCGACUAUUUUCUCACAAUGAAAGAAUAAGAUUAAAUGAUGAAGAUGUCAUUAACUAUGCAUUUAAUGAUAGCGAUAAUGACGAAAAUUCAACACUCAUUUAUAAAAAAACAAAAACUCAACCAUAA